AUGCCUCUCUUCGGACACAAGAACACAGAGCCAACCCCUGCGCAGACAACAGCGCCCAGAUACUCAAACUCGUCGGUUGACGGUAGCCCUCGAAGAGGCUUUUUCAACCGGAAUCGUUCAUCUUCUGCCUCCUCGGCAGACUACGACUCGCAUAACCGCCGUCAUGGUUCCAAGACCUCUCGUGGAUCGACCCGGGGUUCUGGCGGUUUGUUCCACCGUAACCACGAAGACCCGUCUAUCAUUGGCGCACGGGAGCGAGUCCUUCAGGCCGAGACUGCCGAGAGAGAGGCGGACCGUGCCCUUGUGCAGGCAAGAGCGGCGGUGAGAGAAGCCAGAGAGCGUGUCAAGAUCCUCGAGCGAGAGGCUGAGGAAGAGGCUCGGUUGGCGAAGAUCAAGCAGUCCCAAGCCAAGGACAUUUCGAAGAGAGCUAAGCCUCUUGGACGUGAGUAUUAUUGCUUCCGCCUGGGUUGA
This is a messenger RNA of Fonsecaea multimorphosa CBS 102226, 471 nucleotides long. RefSeq lists its product as uncharacterized. The coding region runs from base 1 to 471 and encodes 156 amino acids. Lineage: Eukaryota; Fungi; Ascomycota; Eurotiomycetes; Chaetothyriales; Herpotrichiellaceae. The record is from RefSeq and is a predicted model, not a curated record. The transcript is spliced from 2 exons.